AAUUUCAAGGUUAUCGAACCGCCCGCCAAAUUCACUGUCAAUAUGUCUGACACUGCUCGUCUCGGUACUUGGUGAAGUGUUUAUUUUCAAAGUUUUCGCGGUAAUAACUGUGAGAAAAUGUUUUUGGCUGAAAGUAACACAUAAACUAAUGACAAAUUAGUAGUGAAGUUGCGAGGAUAGUCUUCGAACUAAGAGUGUUUUGCUAGUGAAGUUUCCCACUAUCUUCGGUCCACUGUUAACAUGAAUAGUUUAAAAAACUACUUCAGCCCAACGAAGCUGGAAUCGCCAUCAACGCAAACUCUAUCUGAACCAGCAACACCAUCAACUCCGAAGCUUGCAACGACCCCAUCAACUAAAAAUGGUCCAACACCCAAACCCUCUCCCAAAACACAGAGUCGUCAAAUCAUAUCAAAUAUGGAGUCUGUGAUAAGUUCUGUAAAAAAGAAACAUCGGCAUCGGAGGAGAAAGGAAACUAACGGGUUGAACAAAUCGGAGCCUGAAAUCACAGACAUUUCGAACAUCCUCAGCAACAGCUUAAGCUUCGUAUCACCAAACACCACCCAGGAAAAAGUGAAAGGUAGCACUCCCGACUUAAAAGAAAAUGUCGCGAGUAAUGGUGUCGUGGAGGUUGUUAGAAGGAGAAGCAAAGAAAAGAGACUGACAAAUUCUGGAAAACGUCGAAAGAACUCCUUGAAAUCAGCAACCGUAUCUUCAUCUCAAAAGUCUGGAUUGGAUGAAGACGAUGCGAAAUUAAUUUCCACACAAGAAAGCUCUGUAGACACGAAUACUCCAACCCAGUCAUCUGCAAAGGAUACAUCAUCUGAAGUGACGAUCGUCGACGAUGACCCUAAACCACUGGAAGAAAACACGACCCCAAAAAUUAAUGCCUUCACAUUUAUGAUGAGCGCUCGUAACCGUACAAUUGGUUCGAAUCAAGCGGGAAAAGAUCCAUCGCAAGAUGAUUUAACAUCUCCAUCAAAUCCUGAGAAAGUAAAACGUAAGUUGAUGCUGCAAGACUGGGCUGAUCGCAAAGGCGGAAGAAAAAGGAAACUAGAAGAGCUUCAGCGUGAGGAGUAUGUGGAGCAUCAAAUGGAGCAACGAGCGAAAAGGUUGAAAAAAAUGCUUGUUAAUUCACCAAAAUCAGUGAAGAAGACGAGCAAAAGGUUAAAAUCUGCAGCUGCUAGUACCGAAGCCAUCUCGGCCUCUUCCUCCCAAGAAACUCUCAAUGAGGAGCCACGGAGUGAAACUAAAAAUACACGCACUCGACGUAAGCCAAGGGGGAGACAAAAUGAAAUUACAGCGCCGCCAGACUCAUCAGUACCAACAGACUGCUCACCUAUUGUGAAUGGGAAAAAUUUAUCUGCUCUGCGUAAAAAACGAUCUCGACGAAUUUCCUCGGCUGAAUCCGAUGGUAGUGUCGUUUGUAGCCAAGAAUCGGAUUUUGUUCAAAAGUUAUCGUCGCCAAUAAAAAAGCGUGACAGUUUGCUGGGGUAUUUCCCGAAAAUCGUUUCCCCCACAAACGUGAAAGAGGAAAAAGAAAAAGAUUCUCCUGAGCCAAUUGAAUGUAAACAAGAGGUAAAAACUAGGAAGGCUGGCCGUAAACCAAAAAACUCUUCAAAAACCGUGGAAUCAAAAGAAAUUGAUCCACCUGCUUCUGAAGCGGAGACGCCGACAAGCAGACCUCGGAGAUCGUGCGCCAACCGAGUUCACUACGAUGAAGAGUAUUUCUACGGUAGUCCUGAAAAGGUCGAGCCUAGGCGGCAGAGAUCGACAAACAAAACCAGUGAAAAGAACGAAGACAAGGGAAAUGAUGAUGUAAUUUGCUUAGACAUUUCAACUGAAAAUUCCUCGGCGCAGAAACCGAAAAAAUUGGCUCCGCUGUUUAUCAAGAACGUUCCAAAACCCGCUAUAGAUCCUGCCAUCAUGCAAGCUCGAAAGGAUUUCCUGAUGUCUGGAAUUCCCGAAAAACUGAAGCUAGAAAUAGCCAAGCAGAAGCAAUUUGAAGAAAAUUACGAGAUCUCAUUGGAAUCACUGUUUCCAAAAAUUAGUCACGUAGGGCACGAAAGUGAUGAGGAACGAGUGGCUUCCAAUCGGAGUAUUGAUUGGGAGAAAUGCGGCGUUUCUUGGCAUGAGAAGACAAAUAGCCCAGAUAGGCUUAGUAAAGUGCACAAGGUGAAUGGUUUGAAGCCAUUUACUCCAUUGAAAAAGCCUCUCCCAACGCUCGGCACCUUAGACGAAGUGGAAAACAAGGUUGAUAUCAUCAAAACGUUGAAGGUUUCUUAUGAAAAAUUCCCAACGUAUCGAUGCUAUAAGCAGCUGCGAGGGAAAUACAAACAAACCAGAAAAUUGGCUGUACAACAAGUUUCGGAUUCAGUUGUGAUGCUGAAAACGAACAGCAAAGUUAACGAUGAUGAAAACGGUUUUAGCGUCAACGGCGAGAUGAUGUUUACCGAGAAAUAUAAGCCAAUGACUUCCGAUCAGGUUUUAGUCAACCUUCAACCUGUCAGCCAACUGAAAAACUUCCUCUCCGGCUGGCAAAACGGAAGAUGUUCCGCUUUUAAUGAUAGCUCAGAUGAUUUUGAAGCCAGCAAUGAUUCGAACUAUUCGGGAUUUUGCAAUUGCGUUGUGUUAUGUGGACCUAGUUCUAGCGGGAAAACCAAUGCUGUGUUUGCUCUGGCCAAUGAACUAAAUUUUAAUGUGCUUGAAAUAAACGCGGGGAUGAAAAGGAACGGAAAAAAGCUUCUACAAGAAAUGCAAGAGGCUACUCAGUCUCAUUUGGUUAAAAGCGAUAAACCAAAUAUGCUAAAGAGAAGCCUCAGCGGUAACAAAGCAAAAGACUUAGAUGGUAAUGAUAGCUCCUCGAUCUCCGAUUUAAGUGGAAGCGCGAAACUAUCUUUGAUUUUGGUCGAGGAUGCAGACAUUGUAUUCGAACAGGAUUCAGGAUUUGUUGAGGCUGUUUACCAACUAGUCAACACCUCUAAACGCCCCGUUAUCAUAAUUUCAAACAGCCUGGAAUGUCCACAUUUGACGCGGUUACAAAAGCAAUCAUGCAUUGAGUUUCCCAAACCCAAUGUUUUGAAUAUAUCAAAAUUCUUGUCGGUUAUGUCGCUGGUCGAAAACUGUUUCGUGGAGCUAGACGAUAUCAUGAGACUCUACCUGUACAAUGAUCGCAACGUGAGGAGAACACUCCUGGAGAUGCAAUUCUUCAUACAAAGCGGAGGAGACAGAGUUCGUGUGAAGCCCGGUAAACCGUCUAAUUUGCAGUCGCCGCGUAAAUUCUUCAAGGACGAUACUGAAAGCGAGAUUGUCGACGAUGUGGUCCCUGUGGACAAAACUGCAGCUUUGAGUGUUUAUUCACAUCAAACGUUAUUUGAUUUCUUCACAAUCAAUCAAAACUCAGACUAUUUGAUACAGUGUCCAAUUGAUUUUGAAUGUUUGCAUUAUAAUUUGGAUACAAUUUUUGAAAACUUGCAAAAGCCACCGGAAAAACCUGCAACUCGUGGUCGACGAUCCAAAAAUUCUGCGCAACAUACUUCAAAGGCUCCUGAAAGCAUUGAUAAUAUCAUUCAAUUCUAUGAAAAUGCUUCGGUGGCAUCAUAUCUCACAUCACCUGAAGUUGAAAGUCGUCUAAGUGAAAAUUUAGAAGAGACCAUAGCUCAUACUUUAGUAGAAAAAUCACUCCGUGCGCAUUUACAUUUUAAAACGAAAAUCGAUAUGGCUCCGAGGAGUAAACCGGAACGACUAUCACUGUCAACCUACCUUCCGCAAUCGAUCGUUCGCUCGAAUCGGUCAAUCGAUCUUGAUUACGAACCUGUCCUUCGAUCGAUUUGCCGAAGUGAGAAAGCUCGAUCACAAGUGGAACGACGAGGUUCCCGAUUUUAUCAUUAUCUCCGAAAUAUUUGUACAAGUACCAAUAAUUUCUCAACGAAUGAGUUCGACAGGACGUGCUCUGUAUUGAGUGUUUCGACUGGUAGCGAAGAGAAUUCCGUAGAUGUUGGAAGUAAAGAUAAAUCGACAGAAUAACUGAGGAUAGUUUAGAUCGAUAUUAGUUUGUAGAUACUCUUAGUUCAUAGUUUUAGGUAAAUUUUCUUUAUAUACCUCGAAAUUGUGGAAUAGCGUGCUUGAACUUUUCUAAAGUUUUAAGUGUAUUUUUUACCCCUUCUUAGGUGAGGUUUUAUGUGUAUAGUUUUUUCUCGACGGAACUCUUUAUAUUAUUGAAGAAAUAAAAUGUAUUUAUCGUGACGUAAA
Molecule: messenger RNA, 4248 nt
Organism: Hermetia illucens (black soldier fly)
Lineage: Eukaryota; Metazoa; Arthropoda; Insecta; Diptera; Stratiomyidae
Gene: elg1
Product: ATPase family AAA domain-containing protein 5
Exons: 4
Coding region: 241-4023 (1260 amino acids)
Cellular component (GO): nucleus
Molecular function (GO): DNA binding; DNA clamp unloader activity
Source: RefSeq, a predicted model, not a curated record